AUGCCGAACAGAACGUCAGUCACUGAAUUCAUCUUGAUCGGAGUGUCAGAUGCCCGUGAGCUCUACGGACCCCUCUUUGGCCUCUUUCUGCUCUUGUACAUAGCCAACAUCGGCGGGAACUUAGUGGUCGCAACAGUCACCCUGUGGGACCCACACCUCCAGACGCCCAUGUACUUCUUCAUCGGCAACCUGGCUUUCAUUGACAUCUUCUACUUCUCCACCACCGUGCCCAAGAUGUUCAUGGGGCUGGUGUCUCACAGCAACCACAUCCCCUAUGCCAGCUGCAUCUCCCAGAUGUUCUUCUUCCAUUUCCUGGGCAGCACCGAGGCCAUGCUUCUAGCCAUCAUGGGCUACGACCGCUACCUGGCCAUCUGCCGCCCGCUCCGCUACCCUAUCCUGAUGAGCCGCCAGCUGAGAUGGACUUUAGCCACUUCUGUGUGGACAGCCGGCUUCUUCCACUCUCUUCUCCACGCUGUAAUGAUGUCCCGCCUCUCCUUCUGCCAAGACAACCGGGUGGAGCACUUCUUCUGCGAUAUAUCUCCGCUCCUGGCCCUCUCCUGCUCAGAUACAGGGAUCAACCAGGCCUUGUUACUUGGCGUGACCGGCUCCAUUAUCAUGGGCUGUUUUGCCUUAACCUUAAUGUCCUAUGGUCUCAUCCUACGGGCCGUGGUGGCCAUGCGCUCAGCAGAAGGCCUCCGGCGUACCUUUUCGACUUGCGGGGCCCACCUCACCGUGGUGGCUCUCCAUUACGGCUGCGCUGGGGCCAUGUACCUGCGCCCCCAUUCAGAAAGCUCCCUGGAAACGGACAGAGCUGUGACGGUGCUUUACACAGCGGUCACGCCCGUCCUGAACCCGCUGAUUUACACCCUGCGUAAUAAGGAUGUUAAGGCUGCCCUGAGGAGGGCUAUCAGCGGGAAUGCCCGCUGUCAGAGAGGUUAA
Gekko japonicus is the source of this 939-nucleotide messenger RNA. RefSeq names its product olfactory receptor 12D2-like. Gene Ontology annotation, biological process: G protein-coupled receptor signaling pathway. Lineage: Eukaryota; Metazoa; Chordata; Lepidosauria; Squamata; Gekkonidae. The transcript has a single exon. Gene Ontology annotation, molecular function: olfactory receptor activity; G protein-coupled receptor activity. Gene Ontology annotation, cellular component: membrane. Bases 1 to 939 code for a protein of 312 amino acids. The record is from RefSeq and is a predicted model, not a curated record.